This is a messenger RNA of Helianthus annuus (common sunflower), 1653 nucleotides long. RefSeq lists its product as uncharacterized. Lineage: Eukaryota; Viridiplantae; Streptophyta; Magnoliopsida; Asterales; Asteraceae. The transcript is spliced from 4 exons. The record is from RefSeq and is a predicted model, not a curated record. The coding region runs from base 1 to 1653 and encodes 550 amino acids.
AUGAUUGAAGAUAAAUCCAAGUCCAGAGCUUAUUCAGUAAUUCAUGACGAUGAAGGUUUUGACUGGAGUCAAAUUCUUCCAGAUGAAGAUCGUCCUGUAACAGCUCAUGGCAGAAAAGCAUCAAAAGCCCAGCAUCAUGUUCUUGUUGCUGAAAUUCAUGAAGAAAACAAAGAAGAAAAUGUUGCUGCUGAGGUCAAAGAGAAAACUCGAGAAGAGAUUUUGAAAGAGAAGACUGAAAGAGAAAGAUUCAUUGUGGGGUGCAGAAUGGAGAAAAUGCAGGAAGAAUAUGAAUGUUUUGUCAACAAACAAGGUGAACCAGUCGUUCCAAGAAGUGACAUAGUUCAUGAUGAUGUUCUUCUUGUAAUUCCUCGAUCCGGUGAAUAUUAUUCCAAUGUUGCAAAAGACAAGACAUAUGUGAAAAGGCUGGAUAAAAUCAUCAGGGAUGCUAUGACAACAAAACUGAGGAAGAGGAAUGAAGAAAGAAUGAAGAAGAACAUUAAGAAUCUGGUUGAUGAUUUGAAGAAAGUUGCCGAGGAGGUCAAGGUUGAAGAAAAAGUGAAAGAUGGAGUUGAGAAAGCUAAAGAGAAGGUUAUUGAGAAAGAAGCUAUUACUGAAGAACAGCAAGUUGAAGAAGUCAAGAAAGAGAAGGAAAGUUCGAUAGAAGUGAAGGUUGAAAGUUCAACAGAUGUUGCUGGUAAUGUUGUUGAUGAGAAGCAGCAGAAAGAAGCUGAUCAGACAAAAACAGAAGCAAACACCAAGGUGCCAAUCACUGAGGCAAAAAUGAACUUUGUUCACAGAACAAGUUCCGAAAAAGAGAAAGAACUCCAAUCUAGACGACAGUCUAAUGAAGAGUUCCAUGCUCAGAAAAAACAACAACAACAGAUGUCAUCUGAAAACAACUCCUCUUUUGCUCUCAAGUCCAUACUUGAGAAAGACAAACUGAAUAACACCAAUUUUCUUAAGUGGCACCACAACUUGAGAAUCGUUCUCAAGAUGGCAAAAAGGCUUUAUGUUUUGGAAACCCCGAUCCCAACUGCACCCGAGAACAACACUGUGGUUGCGAAGAAGGCUUUCGACAAACAUAAAGAAGAUGCCAUGGAAGUUGCUUGCCUCAUGCAAGCCACCAUGUCUCCAGAUCUUCAGAAGAAUAUGGAAGACAUGAAUUCCUUCGACAUGAUUGAACAACUCAAGGGCAUGUUUCAUAAACAAGCCCGUCAGGAACGCUAUGACACCAUGAAACAGCUCAUAAGCUGUAGAAUGCAAGAUGGUUCCUCAGUUAGUGCUCAUGUCCUCAAGAUGAAAGGCUACAUCUACCAACUAAACAAACUUGGUUAUCCUCUCCAAGAUGAGAUGGCUGUUGACUUCAUUCGCAACUCUCUUUCCAGUCACUAUGAUCAAUUUGUUAUGAACUUUAACAUGAAUGACUGGGUAAAGACAAUGCCAGAGCUACAUGGGAUGCUCAAAACGGCAGAGAUGAACAUUUCCAACAAAGUAAGCCAAGUGUUAAUGGUUCGACCUGGUGGUGUUAAAAAGCCCAAAACAAAGAAGAAAAGUUAUAACAACAAAAACAAAGGAAAGGCUCAUGUUGUUGCCAAACCUGCCACCAACAAGAGCAAGCAAGCUAUGAAAGCCCCUCUUCCAGAAGAGCGGUAA